CAAAAGAAUCACAAAAGUUACUGUUGUCAAUUGUCAAAAGUUAGACAUUUGAUUAAAAAAGGACUUGUUACCUAAUAGCCGAGUAAUUCUCCUCAAUAUGUCUUUGGGAUUUGUUCAAAGACGUUUCAUGAGCAGCGCCCUUCAAAAAUGGGCCUACAGCAUCUCUGGGUUUAAUAAAUUGGGGCUCAUGAGAGACGACUGUUUGGAUGAAACUGCCGAUGUUAAGGAAGCUCUUCGUAGAUUGCCACAGCAUGAAGUAGAUGCUCGCAAUUACCGCAUCCUUAGAGCUGUUCAAUUAUCCAUUCAGAAAGACAUCCUACCAAAAGAUCAGUGGACUAAACUAGAAGAAGACCGUCUUUACUUGACACCAAUUGUAGAGCAAGUAGUCAAAGAGAGAGAAGAACGCGAAGAAUGGGAGAAAAAUUAUUAAUUGAUUGGUGUUUAGUAGUUGUAAAUUGUAAAAAAUAAAUUAUUAAAAGAAA
Molecule: messenger RNA, 482 nt
Organism: Tribolium madens (black flour beetle)
Lineage: Eukaryota; Metazoa; Arthropoda; Insecta; Coleoptera; Tenebrionidae
Product: cytochrome b-c1 complex subunit 7-like
Exons: 2
Coding region: 98-430 (110 amino acids)
Biological process (GO): mitochondrial electron transport, ubiquinol to cytochrome c
Source: RefSeq, a predicted model, not a curated record